This is a messenger RNA of Megalops cyprinoides (Indo-Pacific tarpon), 468 nucleotides long. Its product is annotated as growth arrest and DNA damage-inducible protein GADD45 gamma-like. Gene Ontology annotation, cellular component: nucleus; cytoplasm. The transcript has 3 exons. The record is from RefSeq and is a predicted model, not a curated record. Lineage: Eukaryota; Metazoa; Chordata; Actinopteri; Elopiformes; Megalopidae. The coding region runs from base 4 to 468 and encodes 154 amino acids. Gene Ontology annotation, biological process: regulation of cell cycle.
AUCAUGACUUUCGAAGAAGUCCUCGUGCAGAAAACCGCCGUGAGAGUUCAGUCCACCGGCAAGGCACUGGAAGAAGUUUUGAUUUCGGCUAAAAACAACAAAUGCCUAACCAUUGGAGUCCACGAGUCUGCUAAAGUUAUGAAUGUUGAUCCUGACAGCGUGUCCUUCUGCGUGCUGGCAACCGAUGAGGAGUACGAGUGUGACAUCGCAUUGCAGAUUCACUUCACCCUCAUCCAGGCGUUCUGUUUCGACAACGACAUCAGUAUCGUCAGAGUGAACGACAUGCAGCGACUGGUCGACCUUUUGGGCGACAAGGCUGGGGAUGUUGAAGAUGCGCACUGCGUCCUUAUCACGAACCCAGCUGAAGGAUCGUGGGAGGACCCAGCUCUGGAGAAGCUGCACCUGUUCUGCGAGGAAAGCCGUAGCCUGAAUGACUGGGUGCCGGAGAUCACUCUCCCCGAGCGCUGA